GGGCAAAGGGAAAUACGUGGAUUUUUGACAGCUCCCCCAUCUCUCUAACCCGGCGUUUGGUUUGCGCUUAAUUCUGUAUACAAAAACUUGGAAUAUUUAGUUUUAACAAUGACAGCCAGUUUAACUACCGUCGUUACGAAAUUCUACGAAGAAUAUGCCAAAACGACGCCAUCAAAGCUGAAACUGAUUGAUGCCUAUCUAUUCUACAUUCUACUAACGGGAGUCGUUCAAUUUCUUUACUGCUGUCUGGUCGGAACAUUCCCUUUCAAUUCAUUUCUCAGUGGAUUCAUUUCUUGUGUUGGAUCAUUUGUUCUUGCUGCGUGCUUGAGGCUUCAAGUCAAUCCUGAAAACAAAGGCCAGUUUGAGAAGAUUAGUCCAGAACGUGCAUUUGCUGACUUCAUUUUUGCACAUGUGGUUCUACAUCUUACCGUAAUGAACUUCAUUGGUUGAGUCAAAACAUACAACAAGCUCCAACAUGUGGUCUUACAAACAUCUUUGUUAUUGAAAUACAUUCGUACACAUAAA
Molecule: messenger RNA, 525 nt
Organism: Daphnia pulicaria
Lineage: Eukaryota; Metazoa; Arthropoda; Branchiopoda; Diplostraca; Daphniidae
Gene: Dad1
Product: dolichyl-diphosphooligosaccharide--protein glycosyltransferase subunit DAD1-like
Exons: 2
Coding region: 109-450 (113 amino acids)
Biological process (GO): protein N-linked glycosylation
Cellular component (GO): membrane; oligosaccharyltransferase complex
Source: RefSeq, a predicted model, not a curated record